This is a messenger RNA of Amoebophrya sp. A120, 2808 nucleotides long. Lineage: Eukaryota; Dinophyceae; Syndiniales; Amoebophryaceae. The record is from the annotation of a GenBank genome assembly.
UUCAGCUUGUUACUCUCGGAGAGACAAUAUGAUGCAAAAGAAGAAGCCGCCUGUUGAUUUUCUCAACGCCCUUAGCACGGAUGCUGCUUGAGAGAAGAGUAGAUAAGUACAUGGCAAAGGCAAAAGGCGAGCGCAACGUCAGAAGUACAAACGGAAUAAUGAGCGUUGGCUUUUAGAAGUAUUUGAACACUUACAAGCGGACGAGGCGUUAGCGUUGCCCAUGUUGAAUAUUACGCGGCGCCAAAUAUUAAGCGAAAUUUAGCUGUGGUAGUUUCAUUGGCUCACCAGACUUCUGGUGUAGUCUCAUUCCUUAUCUCACGCGGCCGCAGUAGAAAACCAUGUUGCUUCGCCUCCAAGAGCCCGAGGUGGGAUCCACCCUGCGGGUGCGAGUCGCGGAGGUGUGUCCUAGAUUGCGGUGGAAGAGGUUGGAGUUGAUACGGAUUGCAAAUACCCCUGGAACAAGUCUGGAAAGUUGUAAUGCUAGAAGUACAUGAAUGAAAAGCUGACUCCAGUACGCAGCCACACAUGAUAAUUUUCGUAGUGCACAAUUCGCAUCAGAAAUCCCGUUUUUCCCUGACAAAGAGACAGCGUACUGCAUAGCAUUGCAUCCAUCACAACGCUCGGGGGUACUUACUAGUAUUCGGAUCCAGCAUUACCGGUCUUGCAAUCUUCCAGACCCAGGCUGCAUAUUUGCACUUGAUAAUUGAGUGUCGGAGACUACGACGCACCGGUAGAGAUAGAAAAUACUGCGGCGAGCUCUUCGACAGCAGGUAUGCGUAUGUAUGAUUUGUAUUGUACCUCGUCCAUCAAUAGAUUCAGCAGUCGAAUGGAAAGAACGCUGGGAGAAAGUUUAACGUAAUAUGCGGCAUGCUGUAUUACUAUUACAUUUACAACAAGAGCAGUGAUUUUUCUUCUACAUGUUUGUCGUGCUCGUGCCCCCUUUACUUAGAUAAAUGUAGGUCUUCUAAAAUAAAAUCAUGUGAAAGGUCGCUACGAAUUCCGGUGUCGUCCAGAGGAUCAGUUGAGAAUCAAGAUCGAAGUGGAGGAAACCGACGACGAAGCAGGGUCUUCAACCGGCAGCAGAGCGUCGAAAAACAGUUUGUUUUCGUGCUGUUUUUCCCCUUCCUCAAGAGCCCGGAGCGGAGCCCUAGCGAAUGCGAGCAGGACAGCCGGCGCGGGGACGACAAGCAAGAACGCCGGUAGCAGCAGCGGCGCGGGGUCGUGCUACUUGGAAGGAUGCGCGGUGGCCGUGGUGGCGGAGCAGCUCCCCGUGACGCAUACCAUUUCGCUGCAGAAAAUGUCGGAUCACGCCGGUCGUGGCGGAGGUAGAUUUUUAUUGUUGCUUGUCUGUCGUGCAACUCAGGAGUACUUUUGUACGUACACUAACAAGAUGAAGAUCAUCAUGCUGCAGGUGCAGCAGAUUUUAGAAUUUAAUACGCUGUUGAGGUCGUGUUCGUGAUAUGUAAAAGAGAAAUUAUGGUGAAUAUUGAAACAGUCUCGCCAGCCGCAGCAUUGGCGUCCUCCCCUCUGACGAAAAGCCCUGUUAACAACGCCUCCUGCACGAGCUUGCUCCGCAGCACCAGCAAAAAUCAAGCCUACGUGAAGAUUGAGCUGGCUUGGGCCAAGGACCUGUUCUCCGUUAUGUCGGGAAAAAUAAACUGUGUCGGUCUACUACCAUAAACCUUUGCACAGUCUUCAGCAAGCGAACAAAGUUGCGAAGCAUGGUUAUACAGCUCAUAGUACUUCUCAAGCAGAGAUGCUGAAAGCGGCAGAAAAAAUUAUACACACGUAUAUCAAUGACUCUGACUUGCUGUACGUACGUCGAACAGGACAGAAUUUUUUUUGAGACUGAAACAGUAGUUUUUUCUUGCGAUAUCCGUUCCCGAGUACGUGAUCGGAGCCUGCGCGACCACGGGGGACGCAGUGGGCACUGGAAAAGUGGCUUCCUCUUUGGCGAAGUUGCUGCAGGAUGUAGCCAGCAGUGGGGAAAGCAGUGUAUCAAAUGCAAUUGUAAGUGUGUCUGGGUCUGAAAGUAGAUGAAAACAGACCUUUUCCAUGCAAUUUUUGUGUGCAAAAAGUAAGAACAAACUUCGCGGAGGCGUCAUGUUCUAAGACAGCAUGAAAAUGGAUGCCUUCUCCUAGACCAAAAAAUCGCGCAUCAUGAUCUCCUGGCGGCUAUGCAAUACAGGUUUUUAUUGCCUGUUCGACAAUCCGUAUCACAACGUUCCAGACCCAGAAAAAAUAUUUGCAAUGCAUACAGUGUCCGGGACAACAACAUAGACGCUGGCGGAGGGUCCUGCCGUGCCACGAACUAAAGGCCGUCUACCGUGCCACGAACUAAGGGCCCGGGUCCUUGUGAAGGAUGUAUCUAAUAGCAUCAUCUUCAAAGCUUAUUUUUAUAAUUCCACUUUUCGUUUUCUUCUAAUUCUAUUGCACCAAAUUGAUGUACCCCGCACGCUCGCGUGUCUAGUGAAGACGGUACAUUACCGUGAAAAGGACAACAUGAAGUUUCAAGCAGCAGCGCUAAGCUUGCUCUUUCGCCGUGAAGGUUCGCUUUAUUUACAAGUUUCACGUUUCGAACUCAAUACGAUACUAUGACGACGCUGUCGUGCCACACCCGUUUUUGACGACAUGGCAGAAUUCAUGGCUGAGAUUCUGAAAAUGACGCGGCUUGAUGGAUAGUGACGGCAUGUUAUGACACACUCACACUCGUCAAUGGGUGAUCUUCUCGUGUGAAGGUUUCUGAGGACAACAAACAUGAAACGAACAAGCAUCGAAAUCUGUAUUUUUGAAAAGGAUCAUGAUGAU